Molecule: messenger RNA, 606 nt
Organism: Aspergillus pseudonomiae
Lineage: Eukaryota; Fungi; Ascomycota; Eurotiomycetes; Eurotiales; Aspergillaceae
Exons: 1
Coding region: 1-606 (201 amino acids)
Source: RefSeq, a predicted model, not a curated record
AUGCGAUUUCAGGGGGCUCUAUCCGGGUUGAAUGUGCAGACACUUAAUGACCUCAAACGAGAAGCUGAGCAAUCACGCAAAGCCCUUGAAGAUGUUGUCGAUUCCACACGAAAGAUGGAGAAACACAUGUCUGAUGUCGAGGAUCGCGAUUGUCUCAACACACUAAAAGCCACGGAUCCUCAGCUCGAUAAACAACGCAUCGAGAAGUUUAAGGGGGGCCUCCUCAAGGAUUCGUAUCAUUGGGUGAUUGAAAACCAAGACUUCAAGAGGUGGUUGGAUGCCAGCUCUGGAGAACUACUUUGGAUCAAAGGGGACCCUGGUAAGGGAAAAACGAUGUUGCUCUGUGGAAUCAUCGAUGAGCUCCCACAGCUAGCUGCACCUGACAACAACAUUGCGUUCUUCUUUUGUCAAGCUACCGUGGAAACCCUUAAUAAUUCCACCGCAGUUCUUCGAGGUCUAAUUUCCAUGAUGGUGAAACAGCAGCCUUCUCUGAUGAGCCAUCUUUCUGAGGGUUCCUUCGACGGCCAUAAUGCGUGGUUCGCGUUGCAGAAUACUUUAACGAACAUCCUCAACGACCCAACAUUGCAGCCAACAUGUAUAGGCUAA